CCGCCUCCUCCACCGGUGCCCUCGUCCGAUCCCCAUCUGAUCGCCGUCGAAGAUAAGCAUCAAUCCACCCCGAAGCCCGCCGUCGAUCAUGGCCUCUUCGAGAUGGCGCCCUCUGAGGCACUCGCCCUGCUGAGCGCCGGCGUCGAGCUGCUCGUCAGGAUAACCGGGGACGUACCCCCGACGCCACCUCCAAAGUCUCCCACUGUACCGCACAUGAGCGGCAUGCAGGCCGAGAAGGAGAAUAUUGUGCGAUCCCACUCGGACAAGAACCUCGCCAGGAUGAGGAAGCAGGCCGAGCUCGAGGCCAAGAAAUUGGUCGUCGCCAAGGAAUCGCCAGCUCCAAAGCCAGAGAGUCACGACUCGGGCGCCAUUGACGGUGUCCGGCUGAAGCAGCCCGCAGGUCUCAUGUCGCCGCCUCCUCAAUCGGAACCAUACGUUGUUGUCGGUGCUGAUUCGCAGCCCGUCAAUCUUCAGCACAGCGCCAUUACGCGCAAGUUUUAUAGCAAGAACGAGCCGCCCAUUAGCAUCAACCAGUAUCUUCAGCGUUUACACCAGUUCUGCCCAAUGAGCACGGCAGUAUACCUCGCCACGUCUUUAUACAUACACCGAUUGGCAGUUGACGAGCGAGCUAUUCCAGUUACUAGACGCAAUGCCCAUCGACUGGUCUUGGCUGGUCUUCGGGUUGCGAUGAAGGCACUCGAGGACCUAUCCUAUCCUCAUGCCAAGAUGGCCAAGGUGGGAGGUGUCAGCGAGGCAGAACUUGCUCGUCUAGAAAUCAGCUUCUGUUUCCUAGUCGGAUUUGAACUGGUCGUUGGCGAGACACGCUUACAGAAGCAUUAUCAAAGAUUGAAGGAGGGA
Molecule: messenger RNA, 858 nt
Organism: Fusarium vanettenii 77-13-4
Lineage: Eukaryota; Fungi; Ascomycota; Sordariomycetes; Hypocreales; Nectriaceae
Exons: 1
Biological process (GO): regulation of cyclin-dependent protein serine/threonine kinase activity
Cellular component (GO): cyclin-dependent protein kinase holoenzyme complex; nucleus
Molecular function (GO): cyclin-dependent protein serine/threonine kinase regulator activity; protein kinase binding
Source: RefSeq, a predicted model, not a curated record